Symbiodinium sp. CCMP2592 is the source of this 1603-nucleotide messenger RNA. The record is from the annotation of a GenBank genome assembly. Lineage: Eukaryota; Dinophyceae; Suessiales; Symbiodiniaceae.
AUGACCCAGGAAUCCAGCCGGGCACUGCUAGAACGCCUGCAAGUUGAAGACCCCCUGAUUUACCUGUUGCGACGCAGCCAAAGCCGACUCGCAAAAUCCCGAGACUCCAGUGAUCCUAUGGUUACACGACCCCGGAUCAUCAACUGGCUCGUCCAGGUACCGGCCGGAUACUCGGAAGCCUCUGGCUGCUAUCAAGUUGCGGACCCGGAGCAGGCCGCCACCGCCUUUGACCAAAUUGUUCUUCUACCCGGCCCCCUUCAGGGAGUGCCGUACGGGACACCGGUCGCUGGUAAAUAUGGCCCCAGGGAUAUUCAGUUCUCGUGCCCUACGUGCCAGUUGUGGUUUCCUGACCUGGCCACUUUGAAACGGCACCACAGCCAGUAUCAUGAAGAAGCCCUGCCGAAUCCUCUGCUUCAGCUAGACGCUGCGGAGGUGCGCCGGCACAGUGUGGAUGGUAUGCCCGUCUACAGACACUACAAUAAGGAUUUCACCACGUGGUUCAAUCUGAAGCGACACAUUCGACAGGGUCAUCAGACCCGCCUCCUGCGCCAUCGGCCCCCCCCCAUUCCUCCGGUCACGCCGGCCCUAUAUCCAGAGGUGCCGUAUACCACUGCAGCUCCCACAGGUCGCCUCUUGACGGCAUCGUACCAGCGAGGCCCCAAGUCUGGCUGGUCUUUGCCCGACGCCCGGCCCGAGUUUGCUGCUUGGCUAGCACUUGCCAGGCCUCAUCCGAUCCCGCCCCUGCAGCUCUCACCAACAUCGAUGACCAGCGAGGCUACAGCCAUGGAUCUGGUCAACGAGGAGAGGAACGUCUUGGGGAAGCGUACUCUGCAAAUAGAUUUGGAGCCCACCCCGGCCAAGUUGCAGAACCCGGGAGGCAAGGGACCCCAGGGGAACAGGGGAGGGAUCACUCGCCAGCAGCAGCCACCAACGGGUCGAGGCGGUCGCCAGACGACCCCCUUCCAGGGGACAGGCAACGGCCCACAGCUCAUGGUGCCGCUUCUGCAGCAGGUUGCGGCCACUUGGCGCGAGCAGCGCCAGAAGAAUCAGGUGACCAGAUCGCUGAAACAGACACUUAUCCAGCACCACGCAGCGGAAGUGGUCACCAGAGUGACAGCAUUCGCGACGGACAAGGAGUCACAGACCAAGGCCCAGGAGUUGGGCUGGAUUAUUUCCGACCUGGCGGAGACACUCCCCCAGGACCAGAUUCUAGUGGACUCAAGGUGCCUCAAGACGUUGUUGAAAUACCCGGACCUCAUCCUGAAGUUCAGUGGCGGCCGCAACGCCAAGCCAGUUCCGACAUUAGAAACAGCGACUGUUGUGCUGGAACUCUCCAUGCAGCUGCCCGAGGCAGCGGAGGCGAUGGCGAUCUUUCGGAAGUGGUAUGCCACCUCGGCCCUCCUGCUCCUCUCUCUUCGUCUCAAGCCGGCCCGCCCGGAGCGGUCGCCGCUGAUCAAGGAGAUUCAGGCCCCGGAUGCCUGCCCGGGUGGGGCAUACUCCUACAGGAUUGGCCACGAAUGCAUCAUCAACAGGCACUUGCUGCGUCCUCUGCUGGAGGCGCAACUCCUGUGGGUGCCAUGGGGAUCUCGGCCCCCAGAGGGCG